Pseudophryne corroboree (corroboree frog) is the source of this 4895-nucleotide messenger RNA. RefSeq names its product bromodomain containing 9 (gene BRD9). Bases 185 to 2083 code for a protein of 632 amino acids. The record is from RefSeq and is a predicted model, not a curated record. Lineage: Eukaryota; Metazoa; Chordata; Amphibia; Anura; Myobatrachidae. Gene Ontology annotation, cellular component: nucleus. The transcript is spliced from 17 exons. Gene Ontology annotation, biological process: regulation of transcription by RNA polymerase II.
ACACCCCUCUCGCGAUAGCAGCCAAUGGGUGGUUGUUCCUCGCCAUCUUGUGUGUUGCCAUUUCACAUUUGUUACUGCUGUCCUAUCAGGCUGCGGCCAUAAUUCUGUUUUGUUUCCAAUUCCGCAUUCCGGACGGUUUUGUUUUUUGUUUUUAAAUCUGAGUAGUAGCAGCAGCAGGCCGGCUAUGGGGAAGAAGCAUAAGAAGCACCGGUCUGAGUGGCGGUCCUACGACGCCGGUGAGCUCGGCUCUCCCGGAGACCAAUCCCAGUACUAUGUGGACAAGCCUUUGGAAAAACCUUUGAAACUGGUUCUUAAAGUUGGGGGAAGUGAAGUUACUGAACUGUCUGGCUCUGGACAUGAUUCUAGUUACUAUGAUGAUCGAUCAGAUCAUGAGCAACGUGAGCGACACAAGGAAAAAAAGAAGAAAAAGAAAAAAAAGUCAGAGAAAGACAAGCAUCUGGAUGAUGAAGAAAGGAGACGGAGAAAGGAGGAGAAAAAGCGGAAACGAGAAAAAGAACAAUGCGAUUCAGAUGGCGAAACAGAGUAUUUUGAACCAGGGAAAAAGGUUGAAGUGGAAACCCCAACAGACCGUCCUGUCAGAGCUUGCAGAACGCACCCAGCAGAAAAUGAGAGUACCCCAAUACAGCAGCUUUUGGAAUAUUUCCUUCGCCAGCUCCAAAGGAAAGAUCCCCAUGGAUUUUUUGCUUUUCCAGUGACCGAUCAGAUUGCCCCUGGUUAUUUUAUGAUCAUAAAGCAUCCAAUGGACUUUAGCACUAUGAAAGAUAAAAUAGCAUCAAACGAGUAUAAAUCCAUCACAGAAUUUAAGGGAGAUUUUAAACUUAUGUGUGACAAUGCAAUGACGUACAACCGGCCAGAGACUGUGUAUUAUAAGCUGGCAAAGAAGCUCUUGCAUACAGGCUUCAAGAUGAUGAGUAAAGAACGGCUUUUAGCUUUGAAGCGCAGUAUGUCGUUUAUGCAGGACAUGGAUUUUUCUCAGCAGGCUGCUAUGUUGGGGGAUGAGGAUACCACAGUUGAAGAACCUAUUCCAGAGGUCACUAUCCCAGUUCCAGUAGAGAUUACUAAGAAAAAAAAGCCAAGCAAGGAAAUUAUUAGGGUCAUUGAGGAUGAUCAAAGUUGUAUUUUUGAGCCAGAAGGCAAUGCAUGCAGCUUAACAGACAGCACUGCAGAGGAACACGUAUUAGCUCUGGUAGAGCAUGCUGCGGAUGAAGCAAGGGAUAAGGUCAACAGAUAUUUACCGAAUUGCAAGAUUGGUUACCUUAAAAAGAAUGUAGAUGGAACGCUAAUUUAUACUGUGGUCAACUCUGAUCCAGAUGCUGAGGAGGAAGAAACUCAUCCAGUCGAUUUAGGUUCUCUAUCAAGUAAAUUGUUACCAAGCUUUACUACAUUGGGAUUCAAAGAUGAUCGCAGGCAUAAAGUCACCUUUCUAAAUAGUGCAAGCACAGCACUGUCAUUACAAAAUAAUACACUCUUCCCAGACCUUAAACCGGAUGAAAUGGAGUUGAUGUAUGCAGGCUAUGGUGACGACACGGGAAUACAAUGUGCAUUAAGCUUACAAGAGUUUGCUAAAGACUCUGGAGGCUAUGCAAAUAAAAUGGUGAAUGACAUGCUGGAUCAGAUAACAGAAGGAGAUCAUUCCAAAAUUCUUUAUCAAUUAAAACAGAGACGCAACAUUCCAAUAAGGUCACAUGAAGAUCUGAAACUUGGAGACUCUUUAGGUGAUGGCAGCAACUCGGUUCUUGAUUUUAUGUCCAUGAAAUCUUACGCUGAUGUGUCUCUUGAAAUGUCUAUGCUAAAUUCUUUAGGAAAAGUGAAGAAGGAGGUUGACCAUGAUGAUGGUCAUCUUAACUUGGAUGAUGCAGCUAAACUUUUGCACGACUUCCAUGAAGUACACAAUGACAGAGUUGGAUCUAGGCCAUCUUCCAACAUAAGUUCUUUAUCCAACAACUCUGAAAGAGAUCAUCAUCACCUAGGUAGCCCUUCUCGUCUCAGCAUUGGAGAACAGCAAGACAUACCAGAUCCCUAUGAGUUCCUCCAGUCUCCAGAACCUGACAACCCAAAUUAAAAAUUAUGUCUAUAGAGUUUUUGAUAUUUACUGUCUUUAUUUUAAUCUGUACAUAUUAUUUCCCACUGAUGAAGUUACUGUAAAUAAAAACAAAACUAUAUAGGGCAAAGUGGAACUAAACCAAAUUAUUUGAUAGUUUGCAGAGGAAGGUAAACUCCAACUUCUUCCCUUUCCUUGAAUAUCUGUAUUUAGUGAGAAAUUCAUUUUUUUUUACUUUUUAAAAUGAACAUAUUUCACCAACAAAUUAAAAAUCUAAAAAGGCCAAUAGUUCUGAUCAAAAUGUAAGUGGUGCUUGGCUAGGCAGCCAUUAGGGUCAGACAUACUAUUGUUACUUUGUUUUCCAGCAGUUUAUAUACCAACAUUGUGUGCUAUUUGUGUUCUAAUUAGCCCCUGCUGUUCCCUGCUAGAUACUGGUACGCCCCAGGACACCCACCAAGAGCCCUCUCCUGAAGAUUCAGGCCUUCACACUCGAAGGACUCCCUACACGCUGCUUUAGCGACUUAUGGGCUGCUCUCAAUUAACAUUCCAUAUCAGUUAAUGUUGGGCCCCUACCGACUACAACCAGUGCCCCAGCUCCCGGUCUCGUUGACAUCCCCAGUCCCUUCACUACCUUACUCAUGGAACUGUAUGCUUUCCUGCCAUCUGCUUCAUUACACCCAGUGCCUGUGGUAGCUGAAGAUCUCGGGAAUUGCCAACCUCUGGUGAUCCUACAGUUCUGCCUGACACCCCCGACUGCCACACAUUUGUCUGCUGGAAGAGAGCCCUCUUUAGGCCCCCAUACACUACAGCGAUAUGUCUGAGGCUGAAGUCGGAGGCGAUUUCACUUGAACUCUCCCGGGAGCUUCCCGGGACUGGUUCCAUACGAUUUGGUACAUUUUGCAUGCAAUAUAUCUUAUGCGAUCCCAGCCAUGUCUGUGGGAACUGACAUAUCACGAGUGCAGCACUAACGAUCUAGGGGAGUCGAUCCGACCCUCACAGGAACACUGAUCGGAAACACAUCCAAAAUGCCCGAUUUCAUCUGAUAUAUUGGCCCGAAUGCCCGAAAUUGGAUGAAAUAGUACAUUUUCGUUCUAGUGUAUGGGUCCCUUUUCCGCUGUCUGCUUCCAUCCUGCCAGUCACGACCCUCUGAUUGUUUACUCCUCCUGUUGCUCACUACAGUAAGCUGCAGUCGUUCAUUUGGUGCUCUCCCCAUCGCUGCUGCCAUUUCAGCCUUCAAGCCUGGGGAGUCUCCCGCAUACAGUACAGUUCUCCAUCUUAACUCUGCAGUGUCUGUUACAACCUUUGUGUUCCCUGCUAAACUCUGUUGUCGACUGAUUUUCAGAGUUCUACCGGGGACAAGUUCUCCUUGGCUCAUUGGUGUCCUCAAUAUUUUCUACCACUGUGGAAGCCUUGUAUAAUAUUUCAAAGCUGCUCUUUUUGAAACAAAACUUGGCUUUAUUUGUCCUUCACAUUUCUGUGCCUUGUACACGUUAUGAUAUAUUCUGACUUCCCCAUCUUGUGUGUGGGCCAAUUCUUGCUGGAGCACUGCUGUUUGACUAUCAUUUCUCAUCUCUCCAAAGUCUAUGACAGUGGCUAAGGACAAACAAAAUCAGAUUCUCAGUCCCUUGUGAACUAUCAUAAGAAAUCUACUCCUGCCUUAUCCCUUAAACCUCCAGCGAUUCUGUCUGGCAGCGACUCUGAUACUGACACAGAUGAGGAGGACCUUCCAUUCCAGCCCCCAAAGCUGAUAUUGCAGUUAACCUUUAUGAAGUGAGACACAUUAAUCAAACCAUUAAAGGUGCGAGUUAAAGCGAUGUCUGAUCUUACAUAAGUUGUAACAUUGAUUUGUUAGAGAUGCAAGAAAAUAAAUUUAUGCAAUUUCAGCAAGCAUUUGACAAAAAUUACCUUAAUGCGGGUAAGCUUCACCUCUUUGAACUAAAAUAUGGAGAUCCGCAGCAGGAGGUACAACUGGCGUAUUUGCAACAUCCCUAAGGACCCCCUGCUGGGCGACAACUUGCUGUGCCCGUUUUGUACAAUAUUUCAAAGCAAAAGAACAGAUUUUCAAAGAAGCAAGGUCACGACUUUAGAGCCUGUUCUGAUUCAACCUUUCUUAUGUGGAGAAAGAUGAGAUGUGACACAGAUUCUUUUUUUGCAUUCCCACGUACAAGUUAAUGGCAAGACUAUAGCCCCUAAAAGCCUAGAUGAAGCCCUGCAACUUCUUUGGGAAUUCAACCUUUCCACUGUUGUGAUCUCAUCUCUCCCUGCUACCUAUAGCACUACUGGAAAUUUGCUACCCCAAAGACCCCCUGAAAUGGGCAUGGAAAAGCAAUUUUUUUCCUCAUAGUACCUGGUCUACCUUGCCUGCCUUGAAUUGUUCUUGGUAUAAUCACCUCACAUUUCUAAUCUUGUACCCCCAUUAAACACUGUCUGAUUUGUAUUGGACUUCACUCUUCAGUAACUAAGCCUCGCCAUCUGACAACCAUUUAAGUGUAUUCCUUUUUUCUCUCUCCUUUAAGUUACACACCAUGGGUUGCUCCAUUUGAUCCUGUCUGCAGACCCUUCAGUACGCCAACUCUACUGAUCUUCAUGAUCUGACUUAAGUGCUUUCAUACUAGUGGAUGCUUGGAUACUAGACUUGUAUAUGUUUUGAUUUAUUUAAUUGCUAUGUUUGUUUUGCCUAUUUAUGUAUUGUAAAUGUUUUUUAUAAAAAAAAAUGUAUUGUUCUGUCGCGUACGCAUUUCACUGUACUGUUCAGAUAUUCCAGUCUUUCACAUCAGUGCCUAUCCCACUUGAGCUUAUAAUCUAUGUUCCCAAUAAAAAGGAAAUAUACAAA